CUGGAUGUUUAUGUUAGUUUGUUUUGGAGUUUGGAGCUUGGUGUUCAAUGUUGCUCGAUUUUCUUAUGCCUUAAAUGCAAUUUAAUUUUUGAUGUUCAAUGGAUCGAAACGCCAAAAUCACCGCUGCUUGUUAACGAUUAACAACAAUACCACCACCAUGUCACUUCCAAAAGGAGAUUCAAAUCUCACCCUUCGCAUACGCCAUAUGCCCCGAGAUUUUUCUGAUAGUGACAAAUUGGAGUUCCUUCAACAUUUUGGAGCUGUUUCUAUUAGAAGUGUCUGCAUUGGAGGGAAAAACAAUGAAGCUGUCUUUGCAAAAUUUCCGACGCCUUCAGCAGCUAAAGCUGCCCUCUUACGCUUGCAUCAAAUGGAGGUUUUAGGCUGUCAUCUCACUGUAGAGUAUUCACACAGUAUUAUUCCAUCUUUUUCUGAUCAACAGGUAUCAUCAUCUGAUAAAGGUGACAUUCGACCAGAAGAAGACAACAGGCAAAGGAUGCAAGACCAAUUCAUGCGACGCCUUGUUUCAUGGAGUAGUAGAUUAAAUCUUUCUCAACCACCACCAAGCCAUUUGCACUAUCAGUAUCCUCCUCCGACGCCUGCAACUCUGUCUAACAUAAGCAGAGCUUUGUCAAUGCAUCCCCGGUUGUAUACUCAACUGUUGCAUUUAAUGAACCGUAUGAAUUUACCCCCACCCUUUCAAGAUGGAUCAAGGCUAAAGUCCACCUGUAAUCAAGAAACACAAACUGAAAUCAUAUGGGUACAUAAGUCAAGUAGUGAAUCUGAAAUGGAAAGUGAGGAAGAACAAAUCAUAGCUCAUCCUAAUACUUCAAUACUGAAACGAAUGCUUCCUCGAAGACAAGUUAGGCCAAUAAAACGACCACAUUUUAUCAAGCCCGCCGUACCCAGUGAAAUGUCUUCGUCAUCAUCCAAUAUGAAGGCUGAAGAAGUAUUUGAAAAGGCAGAAACUUGUGUUCUGCCUAAAAAAAUUGAGCUGCGCUUGUGUGGAUCAUUGCCCCUUGAAAAAGAAGAAAGUGAAAAUAUUGUUAGUUCCAUCCCAACUUGUUCUGAUCAACAAGGUGGGUUUGGUAUUAUGCACCCACCUAUUAAAUCCAAUGAGAGUCUGGAGGAGGUUCAAGCAAAAGAAUCAGACUGUUUGGAAGAAACUGGCAGUACAAUCACACUUGAACAACUUGCCUCAAACAGAGUCCCACAAAAAGAUUUACAGGUUUUGCCUGUUUUUAAAAACUAUUCUCCUGGUGUGCCCUCUUGUCGCUUGUAUGUUAAAAAUAUAUCAAAGCACGCAACUGCUAGAGAUUUACAUUUUAUCUACCGUCGUUACUCAAAAGUUCCGGAACAAGAUUGCGAAGGACUGGAUAUUAAUAUCUUUGAUGUGCGUUUGAUGACUGAAGGUAGAAUGAAAGGCCAGGCUUUCAUUACACUCCCAACACAAAAUCUCGCUGAACAAGCACUUCUUGAAACAAAUGGUUACAUUCUUAAGGACAAACCACUGGUUGUGCAAUUUGCAAGGAGUGCUCCAGCCCCUGCAGCACCACUAAACACAUUGUAAUGAAAGAGAAACGAAAACCCUGUGCAAAUAGGUGUCUAAGAAAACAAGUUACAUUUCUGAGUGUUAUUUUGAAUUUAUUCAUAUUAUGGCAUUGGCAAUAUUGGUGCUCCAGCAGCAGGCUACAUCAGUAAGGAUUGUGAACAAUCAUUAUAGCAAUCAACAUGUUCAAUUCUAAAACUUUUUAGUUUUAAUCAAGUGCAAUUUUUGGAAUGAAAGCUGUAUUAUUACACUUACGCAAAUGCUAUAUACAUGAUAAAUCCAGAAAAAAAGAAAGAAAAAGAAAAAACUUAGUACCAUUUGGCAGUCUCAAAAUAGCAAUGUGCUGAUAAGACUGCCCGCACUUUAAGUACAUAUUCUAAUGUUGUUGUUUUUUUGUAAUUAAAAGUUGGAAACAUCAA
Frankliniella occidentalis (western flower thrips) is the source of this 1965-nucleotide messenger RNA. RefSeq names its product RNA-binding region-containing protein 3-like. Gene Ontology annotation, molecular function: pre-mRNA intronic binding; U12 snRNA binding. The record is from RefSeq and is a predicted model, not a curated record. The coding region runs from base 92 to 1567 and encodes 491 amino acids. The transcript has 7 exons. Gene Ontology annotation, cellular component: U12-type spliceosomal complex. Gene Ontology annotation, biological process: mRNA splicing, via spliceosome. Lineage: Eukaryota; Metazoa; Arthropoda; Insecta; Thysanoptera; Thripidae.